This is a messenger RNA of Phyllotreta striolata, 2030 nucleotides long. Lineage: Eukaryota; Metazoa; Arthropoda; Insecta; Coleoptera; Chrysomelidae. The record is from the annotation of a GenBank genome assembly.
GGUUAUUCUAUGUCAGUUGAUAAAAUGUGUUUGUGAAGGAAGGUUGUACGAAAUAUCGUUCGGGUGUUAUUUUUUAAUCGACAUUUUGUAUUUAGUAAUACGUUAGGAGUUUAGUGUGUUUGGUGAUCGAGCGAGCCGUUUUCGCAUUCUUGUCGGGUGGGAUUCAUUCGAUCCCCGAUUCGUGGAACACACUCGCACAAAACACGGUGACGAUGACGCUGUGGGAACCCAACGAUCAUUAAGCCACCCAAAUGGGUGCCAAUAUGGGCAAGAACGCGUCCCUAUUGGACGCCCUGCCGUCCGGCCAGAGCACCCUGCACGUCGUCAUGCUGGGCCUCGAUUCGGCCGGCAAAACCACCGCCCUCUAUCGCCUCAAAUUCGACCAAUACCUCAACACCGUCCCCACCAUCGGCUUCAAUUGCGAGAAGGUCAAGGGCACCAUCGGAAAGGCCAAAGGCGUGAAUUUCCUGGUGUGGGACGUGGGCGGGCAGGAGAAACUGCGCCCCCUGUGGAAGUCCUACACCCGGUGCACCGACGGCAUCGUGUUCGUGCUGGACAGCGUCGACAUGGAGCGCAUGGAGGAGGCCAAGAUGGAGCUGGUGCGGACGGUGAAGGCGCCCGAGAACCUCGGCGUGCCCAUUCUGGUGCUGGCCAACAAGCAGGACCUGCCGGGGGCGCGGGAGCCGCGCGAGCUCGAGAAGCUGCUGGGGUUGGGCGAGUUGGGGGGCGGCGGGGGAGGGGCGCCCGGGGGGCAUUUGUGGCACGUGCAACCGGCCUGCGCUAUAACGGGGGACGGGUUGCACGAGGGUUUGGAGGUUCUGUACGAGAUGAUAUUGAAGAGGAGGAAAUUGGCGAAAGAGCGGAAGAAGAAGGGUAGAUGAAGUUUGGUGAUGUUGGAUUGAGUUGAUUUGAUUGAUCGAGCUUCGAGUUUGUGGAGUGUUUAUCGAAGGGCCCCGCUUUGGGGGUGUGUAUCGUAUUGUAAUGUACCAAACGACGGUUUUUUUUUUUUACAAUGUUGUAGUCCAAACGACGGUUUGUUGUUUCGCGUGUAGUGUUUUUUUGUUUUAAUAAUGACGAACGUUUGAUGGUACGAAAUUUUUGUAAAUAAGUCAAUUGGAUUGGAUGAAAUGAGUACCGGAAAUGAUGUACUUUUAGUACCAACCUAGUCACGGUCGAACGGCUCAAUAUUUAUUUAUUCCAAUGAAAAAUAUAUUUAAAAAAAUAAACGAAUAUAGACUGCGUAUGAUUUAAUUUUUUGUAAAUAGUUUCGUGUCAAAAAAAAAACAAACACAAUUUUUGUCGUUAUACUCCGUUCGCUAUCGGGAGAUGCCAGAUCUCGAACGGAGUAUAAUAUUUCGUUUACAACACGCAAAAAUAUUCUAAAUGUACAUGUGUAAGCGUUUUUUUUUUUCUUCUAACGAGCUUUUUCUAGGCCGCAGGAAAUUUUUUCGGAAAAAUACGAAAUAUGUUACAAUAUUUUUAGAAUUUCGAAGUGACCUGGACGGAUCGCUUUGCCAAAAAUUUGCGAUGAGCAAAGCGGAUUUUCGAAAUGGUUCUCGGCGUAUUUUCCGCCGAAAAUUCUCCAGUUAAAUAUGCAAAAAAUUCGAUGUUAAAUAAUAAAAUAAAAGAACCGACCAAUCGCAUACAAACAGCUUGAUAUUUUCUAUCUAUAGUGCGUUCAAUAUAAGAUUUUGACGAUGACGUCACGCUUUAGUUUACUUGAACGUACUUUACUGUGUUUAUUCUCUAUUACAUAAAAUAAUCGGAUAGUGCAAUAUAUUUGACGAUGACUUGAUGUCUUGUUUAUAAAAUAGAUAUUGUAUUGUUUAUCCCUUCUGUUUUGUAUGUUUUUAAUUGUUGUGUUUACCUUCCUAUUUUGACUUUAUCCGAGUUGAAUUUUUUAGAUAUAUUAUUAUUAUUAUUAUUAAAGAGUAUUGUUAUAUUAUUAUAAGACUUGGCCAUGUUUAUAUUUCCUGUAAAUAUGUACCUAAUAAUUAUUAUUUCUAAUAAAAUUGUUUGUUUUUUUAUAU